AUGCCACCCGACAAGUUGAGGCGGUCCUACAACCGUGUCGAUGCAACCGCUUUAGUGUCUGGGGCAGCAAAUAUGAACUGGCAAAGUCAGUCCACCGACUUGAAUCAAACAUGGGGACAAAUCAGAGGAAACUUGCUAACCCUAACUGAGGAAUUCGUCACACUGAGGCGACUGCUUCGAAGAGGCAGAGGAUCGCUGCCCUUUCCGACCGCAAGUGGGCUGGAGGAGUGUGCGCAGUCGACCGCAUCAGCCGAGGCGCCGCCGACUAAAAUCGUCGAUGACAAGAAACGACUGGAACGCAGGCGUGCAAACAACAACGUGCGACCAACCUCCAGUGAGAGCCACGCAGCGACAGAAAUCGAGGCUGGAUCCCCUGUGCCGAUUCAGACAUUGCCGGAGCCACCAGUUUCGUUGUCCAACGGCAACACCAGAUCGUACGCCCGAGUUGCUGCUGCCACGCAUGCACCCAACAGUGCUGUGACCAGCGUCAUCGAACGCCGUUUGACCCAGCGGGCAUCCCGAUGGCCCCCCCAACCCCAGGUCCGGCUCAACUACACCACUGGACACAGACGUAACGAUGAGGGCCCAGAGCCCACGCUAGUAGGAGGGAUGACAAUGGUCACAGAUAAUCGUAAGGACAGGCCGGACGAUGUUGUGCCUACUCAGCUGGAGACUGGUAAGGAAAUGUGGGCUACGGUGGCUCGAAGGGCCAGUGUUGACGUCAUUCCCUCUACGGUGUUUCAGCGACUGAGGACCAAGAGUAUGCCAGCGACAAAAAACGAAGAGGGCACUAGACUCCAGUGA
Echinostoma caproni is the source of this 804-nucleotide messenger RNA. Lineage: Eukaryota; Metazoa; Platyhelminthes; Trematoda; Plagiorchiida; Echinostomatidae. The record is from the annotation of a GenBank genome assembly.